Molecule: messenger RNA, 1752 nt
Organism: Spirodela intermedia
Lineage: Eukaryota; Viridiplantae; Streptophyta; Magnoliopsida; Alismatales; Araceae
Source: the annotation of a GenBank genome assembly
AUGGAGGAACGCGAAUUCAGGAAACUCCUUGACCUGUUCCCGAUCGUGCGGUCUCGGGACUACUGCGUAAUCUCCCCUCUCACCUGUUCGAACUCUCCCUCGCCGCCAGUUCUGAUCCUUCUCGAUUUUCUCUUUUUUCCCGGAGGAUCCUCUCCAUGGCGACAUCUAGGGCUCGCUCUGCCGGUUUCAUCCGUUUCUUGCCCUUUGAUUUAUCUCUCUGAAGUUCGUUCUAGGGUUACGCCUUCUUGAUCGGCACUCGGAUACUCGACUUCCUAUUCUUCGAUGGAAAGCAAGAGAAAGCAUCCGAUUCUAGGCUGGAUUUGUCGAAGAUAAUCGCUCUUGUGUUUAUAGAAAAUGGCCAUUGGAUCUGCAAUCUUACCCUCUACCAACCGAUCAAUGGUGGGGGAUGGAGAGUUGGAAGCUCCAUGACUGAUCUGUUGAUUGCUUGUAUGAGCUUUUCCUAUUCUGUUCCCAAGGUUCUUCGUUGGGUAUGAUCCACCUUAUGCUCAUGUCAUUGCCAUUUAGCUUACUCGCCAGCUGGGCAGGAGCUCCAGGUUGUGGUUCCAUCUGCAUAAUCUCUUAAAAUGUCUGGUUCUUCGGAUCUGAUGUUCAUGAAAACAAGGAUUCUCUGUGCGUACAUUCUCUCGUGGGUCGUUGAAAUAACCUGGUUUAUGAAAAUUUCGCCGAAAAUGUGGCUGCGAUUCCAGUCUAUCUGAAGCUUGUUCAUCCUGAAACAGCUGAAUGAGCGUCCUAAUGCUCAGACUGAAGAGGAGAAAGAAGACGACGCUGCAGGUCUCUCUCUCUCUCUCUCUCUCUCUCUCUGGGGUAUUGUGCCUGAUGGACAGCUCAACUGAUGGGAAUGCCCUCUCAUUUCGGUAGAUCCAUUUUGGGAGAAGCUGAAGUCUGCAGCUGAGAUAAAGGUAUGAAUGUGGCGUGAUCUCCAUUAUUUCCUGGUGGAGAGAUUCUGGGUGUCCUUAUUUUGCUAAAUAUGUCUUUUUUCUUCAAUCCUUUCUCUUUGUUUCCUCCUUCCUAAUGGGCAAAUUCUGGCUACACUUCGCUUUCUGUCUCAAAGGGAAGGGGGGAGGGAUGGAGGGAAGCUUAAUGAGAAGGCAAAUUUGUCUAUUAUUGUUGGGCAUUGCAUUAUUCUAUAACAUUCUUCACUCUUGCUGGGCAUUCCUUGGUAACUUUUUGUUGGUUUAUCUUUUCUGGGUUUUGCAUUAUUAUAUAUGAUAAAUUAAGUCGUUUAAAUUGCCAUGUGCUUGCUGGGUAUUGCGCUAUUAUUUUAUAUUUUAUAUCAUUUAAAUUUAUUUAUGCAACCUGGGAAUUGCAUUAUUAUCCAAUAAAAAUGUUCUGGAUAUUGACCCGUUUUCUGAUACCUUUGCAAUAAUUCAAGCUGAUUGAUGCUCGAUGGGUACUGCACCAUUCUGUCAUAUAUGCAAUAUUUAUUUAAUAUAUUUUUCCGCUGAAUUGAAGGUUCUAGAGCUGUUUAUAUACACAUAGGAUCCGAAGGGAUGGGCUUCUAAAGUGGGUGUUGUUCCUCUCAGGUGGGUCCAGAGGCGGCUGCUAAGUUCUGCAAGGCGUUCCAGACAGUUCACAAGAAGGUUGUGCAUCGUUCAUUUGCUCACUUCUCUCUCUCUCUUUCUCGCUCUAUUGAUGGCAUUUCUGGUCAAAUGGUCUCAGGUUUCCGAAGAUCAGAAUUCCGAGGUUAUCCGGAGGUAUGUCGAUGCCACUUCCCGGAGCUCAAGUGGUUAG